Molecule: messenger RNA, 555 nt
Organism: Lottia gigantea (owl limpet)
Lineage: Eukaryota; Metazoa; Mollusca; Gastropoda; Lottiidae
Exons: 1
Coding region: 1-555 (184 amino acids)
Source: RefSeq, a predicted model, not a curated record
AUGCGAGUGACAGAAUCUAAGAGCAGCUGUAUUUUUCAAUAUUACUGCGAGAAUCUGGUGGUAUCUGCACGAAUCUGGUGGUAUCUGCACGAAUCUGGUGGUAUCUGCACGAAUCUGGUGGUAUCUGCACGAAUCUGGUGGUGUCUGCACGAAUCUGGUGGUAUCUCCGAGAAUCCGGUGGUAUCUGCACGAUUCUGGUGGUAUCUGCGAGAAUCUGGUGGUAUCUGCACGAAUCCGGUGGUAUCUGCACGAAUCUGGUGGUAUCUCCGAGAAUCUGGUGGUAUCUGCACGAAUCUGGUGGUAUCUGCACGAAUCUGGUGGUAUCUCCGAGAAUCCGGUGGUAUCUGCACGAUUCUGGCGGUAUCUCCGAGAAUCUGGUGGUAUCUGCACGAAUCCGGUGGUAUCUGCACGAAUCUGGUGGUAUCUCCGAGAAUCUGGUGGUAUCUACGAGAAUCUGGUGGUAUCUGCACGAUUCUGGUGCUAUCUGCGAGAAUCGGGCGGUGUCUUCGAGAAUCUGGUCAAUCGCUGGAUCAACUCAAUCGGCGCAAGGGUUGA